Messenger RNA from Scedosporium apiospermum, 705 nucleotides. RefSeq lists its product as uncharacterized. The transcript is spliced from 3 exons. The record is from RefSeq and is a predicted model, not a curated record. Bases 1 to 705 code for a protein of 234 amino acids. Lineage: Eukaryota; Fungi; Ascomycota; Sordariomycetes; Microascales; Microascaceae.
AUGGCUGACAACAACGCUUCGCCUUCGGCUGCAAAGCCUGCCGACAUCCCCUCGACCCCGGCUGCAAAGCCCGCUGGUAAUGCCUCGUCUCAGGCUGUGAAGCCCGCUGCCGGCCCGACUCCUACCCAGAGGGAGUUGGAGCUCAUCUACCUGGCUUUCCAGUCGAUCAAGGACGCUUCCAUUGACUACACCAAGUUCGCCGAGCUUGGCGGCUUCACCACCGUCGCCAGCGGCCGCGCUUCGUGGUGCGCCAUCAAGCGCAAGUACUUCAAGGACGCCGAAGGUGGCGCCAGCGAGACCACUACUCCCGUCAAGAAGACGCCCACCAAGGGCCGUAAGCGCAAGGCCGCCGCUGACACCGCCGAGGAGAACGCCGGCGAGGCCGAGGGCGAGGCCGCCACUGGCAGCGCCAAGAAGGCUACUCCCCGGGGCCGCAAGCGCAAGACCUCUCCUCUUGAAGGUAAAUCGACUGCCGCUUCUGCUCGCAAGAGCGCUGCUACGAAGAAGGCGGCCAAUCAGGCUGCCGAGGUUACGGCUACGGCUGAGACUGGAGGCGCCUUCAAGGACGCCAAGGACGAUGAGAAGGCCGAGAACGCCUCGAAGGAUGACGGCAAGUCCGUUCAGGAUGAUGAGAAGUCCGCUGAGGGUGACGAGAAGCCCGCUGAGGAUGAGGCUGAUGGCGAGACGGCCCAGCAGGACAUCUGA